UUGAUUUACUUGAUCAAAAGCAAUUUUCUGAUUUAAUUUUGAUACUUGAUGGUAAAUUAAAAGAAUUAGCUGAAGUUGAACAUUAUAAAUUAAAAUUUAAUCAUUUUCAUAAAAAAUAUGAUAGAGGUUAUGAUAUCAAUAAUGAACAAACCCGAUUUGCAAGUGAUGAACAUAAGCAGAAUAGUAGUAAAACAUCUGAUACAAUUUCAACACCUAGCUUUCGUACUGCAUUGCAAGUUGUUAAAG
Messenger RNA from Funneliformis caledonium, 246 nucleotides. The record is from the annotation of a GenBank genome assembly. NCBI's taxonomy places the organism in Eukaryota, Fungi, Glomeromycota, Glomeromycetes, Glomerales, Glomeraceae.